AAAAAAGUUUCACCACCUUCUUCGCCUUUCUCCUCUUCCACAACCGCAACCACCUCGUUCACUUGUUACAAAUCGAAUCAAGAAUACACCGGUCCCUAUGCGGCAUGUCCAAUCGUGGACUAUGUGCGCUGGCAAGAUUUAUGCGAAACAUCCGAAGAGGCAGCCGAAAUCUUUGCAAGAUUUCCUCAUAGCAUUAUAUUGAGAGUUUUGCGGGAGUUGGACUUCACGGACAUUGUAUCAUUUUCUAGGGUCAACCGAAGAUGCAUGACCCACACUCUCGACCCGUCGUUCUGGCACUCCAUCUUAAAACGAGAUUGGAAGGAUUGGAGAGGGUAUGCGGAAGUAUUGAAACGAUACAACAUUGCACCGACAUGGAAUGGAAACAUUAAAUCCACCGAGGAGGAUACAUUGGCCUUGAAACAUGCUUACCUGACGUUAGCCACAUGUAAACUUCCGAUGUCCGAACGAAGAGACUAUCUGGAUUCGACGGGAAGUUGGUGGGCAAAAGAUGAAUUUAAAUUGUGUUCGGUGUCGUUGAAGUAUCCUCCGAGGGGCUGGUAUGACGUUGUGUGGAGGAUGAGAAUUGACAAAAUUGUGGGUGAACCCGAAUUUGGAUUUAAUACCACAGUGGAAACGAUGGAUGUUCGCAACAAAAAUCGCUCGGAAGACCGUUACUGCUACGUGGCUACAAAACAAGAUUUCACGCAGGUGAUCGGCAAAGGAUGGUUCUAUUUCGUACUUCCCUACGCCGCCCUUGUAGAGCCCUAUAAAACUGUGCGUAACCUGAAGGAGAUGAAACUGCGCAAGGCGAUGAAGAUUAAUUUUGAGUUGACAACGUUUAAUAAGAAUGCGCAGUGGGAUUUUAAUUCAGGACAUGGAUUCACGAUCGACUACGUGGCCAUAAGACCCCACAUCCACUACGAUUUACCACGCAUAAACAGGUAUUCAUCGGGCAGCAAUUCGUCACAUUGUAGCACCGAUUCGGGAAUCGCAUGGAAGUCGGCAAGGAUGAUACAGAAGAGGGCGAGCGUGAUUCUGGGACCGAAGUGGUCGGCAAAACUUCUUGACUAA
This is a messenger RNA of Acaulospora colombiana, 1071 nucleotides long. Lineage: Eukaryota; Fungi; Glomeromycota; Glomeromycetes; Diversisporales; Acaulosporaceae. The record is from the annotation of a GenBank genome assembly.